GGCCCGUCGCGGAAGGCGGCGCCCAAGGCGAAGCAGGGGCAGCGCUGGUGGGACCACACCGAGCAGCCGGCGAACCUCGGGGCCGGCCGCGCAACCGCCCGCACCCGUCGCGGCUCAAGAGACGGGGCUCCACGCAAGCGGGGGUCCGUCAGAGCGCCCGUUCUUGCAGCAUCCUGCGGGGCCAGGGGCGCACUCCCGCGGGCUUGGGGUGCAUGA
Prorocentrum cordatum is the source of this 216-nucleotide messenger RNA. The record is from the annotation of a GenBank genome assembly. NCBI's taxonomy places the organism in Eukaryota, Dinophyceae, Prorocentrales, Prorocentraceae.